Messenger RNA from Penicillium vulpinum, 2151 nucleotides. RefSeq lists its product as uncharacterized. The transcript has 5 exons. Gene Ontology annotation, cellular component: transcription factor TFIIIC complex. Gene Ontology annotation, biological process: transcription initiation at RNA polymerase III promoter. The coding region runs from base 1 to 2151 and encodes 716 amino acids. Gene Ontology annotation, molecular function: histone acetyltransferase activity. Lineage: Eukaryota; Fungi; Ascomycota; Eurotiomycetes; Eurotiales; Aspergillaceae. The record is from RefSeq and is a predicted model, not a curated record.
AUGUUGAACCCUGUGGCCCUACCAUUACAUCCAUCCUGUCCCAAUGCCAUUUCUUGGUCCCCGGAUGGUGAGCUUGCUAUCGCUGCGGGUGAAUACUUCCAAAUCCUGACGCCAAAGAAUGGCAAGGAUGAUGAUUCCGCCCCCAACUCAACCCAAGAUUGGCUCGUGGCUCGUGUUAGAGCCAACUUGUUUACGAACUCUGAAUGGCCAGCCUACCUCCCGGGAAAUCGAGAUGACUUUUCAGUCGCCGCUGACCUUUCAGAAAGCAAUGUUAUCAGCCUGGCUUGGUCACCUGCCGGACUAGGUAAAUAUCGACGUAGUGUGCUAGCUGUGCUGACGUCGAAUCUGGUACUGUCGCUCUGGGAGCCUGUUGGCCUUAAGAAGCAAUGGACUAGGGUUACUGUCGCCAAUCAUGUGUUUUAUCCACAGCUACAGCCACCACAGGAUCCAAAAAGCCAUGGCUUCCGGAAGGUCAACAUUCGAUCUUUCACCUGGUGCGAGUCUUUGAAGCCUUCAGCGCCUACCGCAGGCUCCUCCUUUCUACAUUCGCACGAAAGUCGCUGGGGAAUCCCGUUGUUAACAGUAGUGAACGAUUUCAAUGAAGUGAUGCUGUUGCAGGUCCGCAGAAUUAAUAACCCUUCCAGACCUUAUGAUCUUCAAAUUCUAUCGCGCCACACUCUCAAUAACCUGGAACCAAAAAAGAGUAUGGUCUGCCCUGGGUCACUCUUUGAGAAGGCGCUCAGAGAGAGAAAGCGCACCACUGCACUUUCCUGUGGUCCAUGGCAGAUUUCACCAGCGAUCAGCCCAGACAACUUCGGCUGCGCAGUCGCUAUGAUAGCUGCGGUGUGUGGAACGCAGCUUCGGCUCAUGAAACUUGAAGUCACUAUCAGAAGCUCGCUCGGAGAGUUCUCACAAGAGUACAAGUUAGCCACAUGCUUGGUUGAGCAUCCCUUGGACAGGUUGAAUGACAAAUGGGGAUAUCACAACACCGCUGGCCCUCUUAGAUGGCUCCAUACAAGAUCUUCCACGUCCAUUGCUCUGGCAGUGGGUGCCAUGGCAGGUUUUAUAACCAUAUCUAUGCCCUACGCUGUGUACAUGGGUAGUGUUGCCAAUUCUGAUGCCUUCGAAUUCCGUGAUUACCCGAUCUAUGAGCCACAAACAGAGGACAACAAGGGCCAACAAAGAAAGCACCUGGAACCGAUUGCUGCAAUGCUCACUUCCAUGAAUCAACAAAGCGACACAUGCAAGCUCCACCUAGGCACACUCGGCGGAGUUGGCUUAGUCACAGAACUUCACCAACUCCAAAGUAACAACGCUCUACAACAGCCAAAGUGGAAACGUAUGAUUGAAGAUUUCCAGGAUGAUUAUGACCUUGAGCACAACUUAGGAGGAAUGUCAGUCUCAAGAAUCUGGGGGCUCGCAUCCUAUCGCAACAUGACUGCGGUUAUCUUCACUUCACAUCCAACGGACAUGAUUGAGUAUCGCAUCACCUCUGAUGACAGGUCUAUGAUUGUCUUUACAGAAGAGGGUGAGCCGACGGCAAAUACACAAUCCCUUUUUACAGCGCACGUCCCCGAUCGUCAAACUUCCGGCCACAACCAGACAGGAGAAGUGAUACGUUUUGUGCUACCUGGUGAAAGUGGCGACAUUCAACCUGACCCGGAGAGCCAACGCUUGGUUUAUGCCGUUGCCUGUCGUGCCAUUGUGGGUGAAAAGGAUCAGUCGCUUCGACUUCACGCUCAGCGGUCUCUAGAGCGCCUCGCAGUAGUAACAGGCGCAGAUCUGAGGGAUGAGAUUUCCAAAUGCAACAGUGGCCCCGCCCCGAUAGCUGCGAAGACUAUGGAUCAACUCACUGGCCCUGGCGGUCAUAUUUACGAGAAGUGCGAAAUUUGCGAUGUGGGAAUUGGGUGGCCCACGGCAAAGUCGGCUCAGUGCGCCAAUGGCCAUGUCUGGGAACGAUGCGGAUUGUCCUUCCUCGCCAUUCAAGAACCUGGGGUGUCCAAGUAUUGUUCUGUCUGUCGCAAAGAAGCCUUGGAUGAAGAACUUGUGGCAUACACACGUGGCGAGAAACAAGGUCGAACAUUCGAUGCUCUCUUUGAGACGUUUGAUAUCUGCUUGCACUGCGCAGUCAAAUUCCAGGCUAGUUACUAG